Molecule: messenger RNA, 2881 nt
Organism: Acromyrmex echinatior (Panamanian leafcutter ant)
Lineage: Eukaryota; Metazoa; Arthropoda; Insecta; Hymenoptera; Formicidae
Gene: TfAP-2
Product: transcription factor AP-2
Biological process (GO): anatomical structure development; regulation of cell population proliferation; regulation of transcription by RNA polymerase II
Cellular component (GO): nucleus
Molecular function (GO): DNA-binding transcription factor activity, RNA polymerase II-specific; RNA polymerase II transcription regulatory region sequence-specific DNA binding
Source: RefSeq, a predicted model, not a curated record
UACUGUUGACGUUUGAGGUCUCUUAAUUGAGUGGAACGUAACGCGCGUCGAGAACAACGUAGUUUCUUUUCGUGAAUGGCUCUUCAACGAUAGUGAAAGUUACGUUUGACAGCGAAUUUGCAUACAAUUAUAGCAGUGCCAUUGUAAGUCGUCACUAUAGAUACUCCCAAGUUUCAUGCCAUAGUAGUGAUAUAGCUAGAGUUUCCCUUUGCGACAAUUUUUUUUUUUUUUUAAGAAAGUACGUCUUCAUUUCGCAGCGUGCCACUGAUUUGUGUCAUUUAUUGUAAAACUGGUAUGGAACAAGUAUAAACGCUGAUGCGAUGACGUUUGUACGCGUCUGAAAUUCAACGUCAUCGUACAGUGAUGGCUGCGAGAGGUGUAACAUCGCGAUUAAUGGCAAUUUUAAUGCCUGGCUCGUGUAUGGAAAUUUAAUCGUACAGAAAUCAAGGCGCAGCCCGAUGAAAAACUUACAUAUUCUCGACAACGUUUCGCUAACGACACACAACUUGGUGAUUUGAAGCGCUCGAGUGCGCUUGUUGAUAUUUCUCGUAAAUAAACCAAGUUUAUCCAGUUAAUGAACGAUCAUUAUGCCAUCAAGGAAUAAUCAGGAAAGAUUGCCGCCGACGAUGCGAUUCGACAAAUGUAUGUGAAUGUUACUGACAAUCGGAUCUUCGUAAUUGGCCAAAGUUUUAACAACGAUAGCGAACCCAUGCAUUCCUCUCGUUAAACAAUCAUUACUGGAUGAUACGCGCAUCGUUUGUCGACCGUAAUGACAAACAUAUAUACAGGAAUGUAUCUAUCAAAUUGAAGUUUAACACGUGUACACGAGACUCUCAUGUCUCAUUAUCGAGAGAUCCUUACAUUGUCAGAGUUAACAACGAUAAACUGGCUCAGGUUUGAUCUCCGAGUUCCUUUCCAAUUGGACGAUGGCGAGCUCAUGGAAAUUCCAACAUUAAGAUUAACCGAUAUCUCUGGUAACUUCCGAUAAUUGGUCGCGGAACGGACGAGAUUUUACGACGAAAGAAGGCUCUAUGUACUCGCGUCCGUACUCACUUGGCCACUGUCGGUGUCUGGCUGUUACCUAUCAGCGGCUGGCGACUAUCUCGUCAGAUCUGCGCGAGUCCCGACGAGCAAGGUAGCGGGUAUCAUCAACUCUGGACUCCGGAGUCCACCAUGUCCGUCUUGGAAGCCGGUGAAGCUGACCGGACGACGACGAUGUCACCGCUGGACGAGGUCGUAUCCCCGACGAGCGUCGAGUCGGAACUGAUGGUCACCGACAUGUUGGACGAGCACGAGGCUGCGCUUAACGAGCACAGCAAGCGUAAGAGAGACACGGACGGCGAUGAAUUGACGCCAAGGAAGCUGCCAUCGCUCACAAGGAACAACAAUGAGGUCGGGUUUGUCCUCGAGGGAAGUCCCGACGACGAGCUGCAAGAGGACAGGGACGACGACCGUCUGACUGGUCAUGGGGGCAUCUCCUCGCUGGGCGGCGGGAAUUCGUCGCCCUAUUCCGGUGCCCAUCACCACGGACACCGGGGAAACGGAAAUGGGGGCGGUAUGCCCCACCACGGGGGCGCAUCGUUGCCAACCGCCUCCGACUUCCAACCCCCUUACUUUCCACCCCCGUUUCCUUCGCAUCAUCACGCGCCCGCUAGCCCCCAGCAUCCCGGUCUCGGCCAACCGCAACACCUGGAUUACCUCGUCGGUGAUCCUUAUACGCAAACGCUCAACACACUACACCAACACCACUACAAUCACCUGAGCGCUGCCGUCACCGCGGGCCAAAGAAGCGGUGAUCUCAGGAGAGACGCCGAAGGGAUUCACGUGACGAACAUGCACGCGUCUUUCCCAUAUGACGGCGGACGCAGUAGUGGCGGAGGCGGCGGUGGCGGAGGCGGCGGCGGCGGCGGCGGUGGCGGCGGUGGAAGGGGCGUCGAAUAUGGCGCCGUACGUCGUCCUGACGCCCUCCUACCGCCUCCGGGCCUCGACCAGACCGACCUCGUUCUACACAGCAGCCUCGUUGACGACCCCCAGGUGAGCGACGAUAACACAAACGUGGACGAUGGAGGGUUCAUGAACGACCUGCCACUAUUAAAAAAUAUGAAACCUUCGGACAGGAGCGAGAAGGCUAUGUUGACCGGAAACGCGCAACCAUCGGACGUAUUCUGUUCGGUUCCAGGACGAUUAUCGUUACUAAGCAGCACCAGCAAGUACAAAGUUACGGUAGCGGAGGUACAAAGACGACUGUCGCCACCGGAAUGUUUGAACGCGAGUCUCCUCGGUGGCGUGUUACGAAGGGCGAAAUCCAAAAAUGGCGGGCGUCUGCUUAGGGAAAAACUGGAAAAAAUUGGUUUGAAUCUACCAGCCGGUAGAAGGAAGGCCGCCAACGUCACGCUCUUAACUUCUUUAGUGGAAGGAGAAGCCAUUCACCUUGCCAGGGACUUCGGCUACGUUUGCGAAACCGAAUUCCCUGCGAAGCAAGUCGCCGAAUACCUUAGUCGGCAGCAUUGCGAACCACAAGACUCCUACAGGAGAAAAGAACUUCUUCAUGCCACCAAACAAAUCACCAAAGAGCUGAUGGAUCUUCUGAACCAGGACAGAUCGCCGCUCUGCAAUACGCGGCCACAACACAUCCUCGAUCCCAGUAUACAGAGACAUCUCACACAUUUUUCUCUCAUAUCACACGGAUUCGGAAGUCCUGCGAUUGUGGCCGCUUUAACGGCUAUACAGAAGUUCCUAAGCGAGUCUUUGAAUCAUCUAGAGAAGAUGUAUCCCGGGAACGGUAGCGGUGUGACGAGCAGUCAACAGUCGAAUCUCGACUCCAACAAAAGCAAGGAAGGCGCGCUGAUGAACGACAUGAAGAAGUGACGCACAGAAGACC